AUGGAGAAGAUUAAGAAAUCCCAAAUUCUGAAGCUUUUUCUAAUAUCAGCUCUCUGCAUUAUAGCACCGCUUUUAUCCACAUCGUUCAGGCCUAAACAUCUCUGCUUCAUCGUCAACAUUCUCAUCUUCGCAGUUGGAGCAGAAUCUGGGCUUGCUUCCUUUUUCCUUAAAGCCCCAGAAGACAAGAAACCUGCACAAAAAUCGUCAGAGGUUUAUCCCGGUAAUGAAAAUUCGACCACCUUUUCAAACAAUGGAACUAAUAGUCAAGAUCUUUCUACGAACAAACCGGUUAAGGUUUUCGAAAAAUCUUCAUCAGAGAAAAUUGCUGAUACGGUGAAGGUACAGAAGGUUUUAGACGAAUCUUCUUCGACUCCAAGCCUGUUUUUUAUUGGAGCUGCCGAAGAAGAUUGCACUGAAGAACACGACGGUGAUGGAGAGGAGAUUGGGGAGCUUAGUGGGCAGGAAUUAUAUCAUAAAGCUGAGACAUUUAUUGGAGAUUUUUAUAAUCAGUUGAAGAUGCAGAGAGAAGAAUCAUGGAAGAAACUUCAUGAUAUUUAUCACAAGGCCUUCUAA
Messenger RNA from Fraxinus pennsylvanica, 573 nucleotides. NCBI's taxonomy places the organism in Eukaryota, Viridiplantae, Streptophyta, Magnoliopsida, Lamiales, Oleaceae. The record is from the annotation of a GenBank genome assembly.